Messenger RNA from Helianthus annuus (common sunflower), 579 nucleotides. RefSeq lists its product as uncharacterized. The coding region runs from base 1 to 579 and encodes 192 amino acids. NCBI's taxonomy places the organism in Eukaryota, Viridiplantae, Streptophyta, Magnoliopsida, Asterales, Asteraceae. The transcript is spliced from 2 exons. The record is from RefSeq and is a predicted model, not a curated record.
AUGUUAUGGCAUAGACCAUCGAAUCGCUACACCGUAUCACCCACAAACGAGUGGGCAGGUGGAGCGUAUAAAACGCCUAUUGGAACCACGCCAUAUCGGUUGGUCUAUGGAAAAGGAUGUCAUUUACCUGCUGAGCUUGCUCAUCAUACGUUAUGGGCGGUAAAAGAAGUUAACAUGAAUUAUGAGAGUGCAGGUAAAGCAAGGAAGUUGUCAUUGGGAGAGCUUGAAGAAUUGAGGGAUGAAGCAUAUGAGAGUGCAAUGGCGUAUAAGGAUAAAGCCAAAAAGGUGCACGACGCGAAGCUACGACUACAGAAGUUUGAGGUGGGACAGAAGGUAUGGUUAUUCAAUUCUAGACUGAAAUUGUUUCCAGGUAAGUUGAAAAGCAAAUGGAUGGGGCCGUAUCUGAUCACGCGGAUCGGGAAGUACGGAGACAUAGAGAUCGAAGAUUUUAAUGACCAUUUGAGGCAAGUUGUGAACGGACAUAGGCUGAAACCGUAUUUGGAAGCAAAUGAUAUCAACGGACCCGAUAAACAGUCGGAGUGCUUCGUGUUAAGCACUUUGGUCCAUGAUUCAGAAUAA